Vicia villosa (hairy vetch) is the source of this 680-nucleotide messenger RNA. Its product is annotated as hydrophobic protein RCI2B-like. The transcript is spliced from 3 exons. The coding region runs from base 291 to 455 and encodes 54 amino acids. NCBI's taxonomy places the organism in Eukaryota, Viridiplantae, Streptophyta, Magnoliopsida, Fabales, Fabaceae. The record is from RefSeq and is a predicted model, not a curated record. Gene Ontology annotation, cellular component: membrane.
GAUUCUUUUGCUAUCCUCUUUUUCGAACUCACAUUGUCUAACUCUCCCUCUCUCAUCUUCUUUUGGGUGGCUGUAAAAGCCUUGGACUAGGGCUAUAAUAGUACUACUCUUUUUUACUGGUCCUAACUCCUUACACACCUCAUUUGUCUUUAUUGAAUAAUUCGUUGUCUUUUAACUUUACCAUACCUAACAAUAAAACAACACUUGUAGUACGUACCACUCUUGUAAACUAAAGUGUUCUUCUUUUCUACCACUUUCCUCCUAUCUUUCAAAUUUGAACUCAAGAGAAAAUGGGUACAGCUACCUUCGUCGACAUCCUUCUUGCCAUCGUUCUCCCACCUCUUGGUGUCUUCUCAAGGUUUGGCUUAGAAGAGGAGUUCUGGAUCUGUUUGAUUCUGACUCUUUUUGGCUAUCUUCCUGGAAUCAUCUAUGCUAUUUACAUUAUCACUAAGUGACUCAUCAUCAUCAUCUUCUAUGUAACCCUUUUGUGGUGGAUCAUGAAUAAUUUUCAGUGGCUUCAUUCAUGUCUUUCAAUUGAGAAUCUGGUUUCUUGUAAAAUUGUUCAGUGAUGAUGGACAAAAGAUAUUCCUUUUUUUUUCUUCUUUUUGCUCUGUUUUUAACUUAAGUUUUUGUCUUGUGCUGAAAUGACAUUGUGAAAUCUAUCGAAUUGAACUCCUCUA